Messenger RNA from Myotis brandtii (Brandt's bat), 1666 nucleotides. RefSeq names its product high mobility group 20B (gene HMG20B). NCBI's taxonomy places the organism in Eukaryota, Metazoa, Chordata, Mammalia, Chiroptera, Vespertilionidae. Gene Ontology annotation, cellular component: nucleus. The record is from RefSeq and is a predicted model, not a curated record. Gene Ontology annotation, biological process: regulation of gene expression.
GCCUCUCCCAGGGGUCCCUACUGGCUCCUGAUCCGACCUCCGGACCCUGCUCCCCAGAGACCCCUGCUCCCAGGACUCAGGCCCCCGCUCUGCCAGCCCCACCGUCGGGGUCGGGGUGGGGGUGGGAGUGACUGGCGUUCCCGUGACUCCAGGCCGGCGGGCGGCAAGGCUCCUGCACAGCAUGGGGGCUUCGUGGUGGCUGUCAAGCAAGAGCGCGGCGAGGGCCCGCGAGCCAGUGAGAAGGGGUCCCACGAGGAGGAGCCUGUGAAGAAGCGAGGCUGGCCCAAGGGAAAGAAGCGAAAGAAGAUCCUGCCAAAUGGCCCCAAAGCACCUGUCACUGGCUACGUGCGCUUCCUGAACGAGCGGCGAGAGCAGAUUCGCACGCGCCACCCGGACCUGCCCUUUCCUGAGAUCACCAAGAUGCUGGGUGCCGAGUGGAGCAAACUGCAGCCCACAGAGAAGCAGCGGUACCUGGAUGAGGCCGAGCGGGAGAAGCAGCAGUACAUAAAGGAGCUGCGCGCGUACCAGCAGUCAGAAGCCUACAAGAUGUGCACCGAGAAGAUCCAGGAAAAGAAGAUCAAGAAAGAGGACUCGGGCUCCGGGCUCAUGAAUACCCUCUUGAAUGGACACAAGGGUGGGGACUGCGAUGGCUUCUCCACCUUUGAUGUCCCCAUUUUCACUGAAGAGUUCUUGGACCAAAACAAAGCUCGGGAGGCGGAGCUGCGGCGCCUGCGGAAGAUGAACGUGGCCUUCGAGGAGCAGAACGCGGUGCUGCAGAGGCACACCCAGAACAUGAGCAGCGCAAGACCCCAAUCCUCUGACCUCUGUGCCCUGGAGCCCCAACCACAGCUACUCCAACACCGGGCUCGGCUGACAGCCCUGCCGCCCGCAGGCACCGGCGAGACGCCCACGCUCAGCACGCUGGACUUCUACAUGACGCAGCUGCACGGAGCCAUCGAGCGGGACCCCGCCCAGCACGAGAAGCUCGUGGUCCGCAUCAAGGAGAUCCUGGCCCAGGUGGCCAGUGAGCACCUAUGAAGGUGUUGGUCAGCUCAUGGCGAUCCAGCGAAGACCAAGCUCUGCUCUGGCCCCCACCCCAUGAAGGAGGGAUGGGGGUCCACCCUUUGGGGCCAGGCCCAAUCCUGCACCUUGGGAGCUCCAGCCCCCUAACAUUACUCUACACCAUCCCCUAGCUUUCAACCUCCCCAGCACCCCAAAUCCAGAAAAGUCACCUGCCAUGCACAACACACAUAGAACCCCAUGGCCUCAUAGAGCAUGUCAUAGUACAGGGCAGUGGGAACACCACACAUGGGCAGCAUGACCCAGGACACAAGGGGACCAACAGCAACUCUCCACACUGGUGUAGGGAGGGUGAAACAGGCUACAGUGGCUCUAGGGAUCUGCCCCAGGACACAGGGCAGUGGAAACCCAUACCUGACACAGGGAGGGACUCCCCGAAGGUGCUGACCACAAGUGCCCCACGCAAGCAGGCACACUGCGGGACAUGCUCUCAUGCUUGGGGGAGAGCCUUCUGCCUGUGGCCCUCGACUUCCUGCACCUGAAAAUGGAGUAACUGGGACUGACUCCCUGCCCCGUUCAGCUAAUCGACCGUCAUGAAGGUGGCCCCUUUGCCACUGCUUAAUCUGGACUUUUAAAUUAAAAAAAA